AUGAAGGCGACGCGUUUUUCUCUCACAUUCGUUGUGCUUGCGCUUUGCAGCAGUGGGCACGCAGGCCCAUGCAAGCCAAGGUCCUCAACAGCCCUUGUUGGAACAACUUCUACUGAAGCAACGCUUUCAGCUUCCACUGAAAUCUCGACUGCCACUUCUGUCGCUGAGUCCUCGACAGCUGACCUGUCUUCAAUCAUUUCCGAAUCCAUUACUUCAACUCUCGCGGAGACAUCAGAUUCCCAGUUGUCCUCUUCGACUGAGCUACUCUCUUCGUCUGUUACCACCGAUACUGCCACUGUGACCACUUCAGCUGCUGAGCUCUCCUCCACUGUCGAGACUCUCACCGCCUCCACUACUGCUGAGGCUAUCACUACUGAGGCGACCACUACUGAAGCUCCGACAACUACCACCGCCGAGGUCUCUGUGCCCUCUAACCUCUUCCUCAACCCGUCCUUUGACGAGCCCAACGGCGAUGGAGACUUUGACGGCUCACCGUGGACUCUCUCGGACAGUGUCUCUCCUCUCUCUGUCACCAUCAACUCCGAUCUUGCUCACUCCGGCUCCCACUCAGCAUACUGGUCUAUCGAGAACACCGCCCAGAAUGGUGUUGUAAGCCAGACUGUCGACAUAGAACAGUUCGAGUUUUACACGUUGUCGUACUGGUGGUAUGUCGAUGAGGACACUCAACCGCAAAACAUCGAUUGCUAUAUCAUCGUUGAUCAAACGAGCACCGACGGACUUACAUCUACCUCUGCCGGCUUCCAUCCCCUCACAUCCCCCCUGCCGCUCAAGACCUGGACGAAACGGGAGACUAUCUUUAACUCCAUCAACAUUGCACCGGCGAAAAUGGGGGUCUCUGUCCUAUGUGGUGAUAGUGCGGGCAGCGGAAUCAAGGUUGCUAUCGAUGACGUCAAGCUUGGGAGCGUGACAACACCGGAGUUGAGCCUUGUGGCUGGGAGCUUUGUAAUUGCUACAGAAGUUUGCCAGAACGCUGCCUUCUGA
Messenger RNA from Fusarium tjaetaba, 1002 nucleotides. RefSeq lists its product as uncharacterized. The record is from RefSeq and is a predicted model, not a curated record. Lineage: Eukaryota; Fungi; Ascomycota; Sordariomycetes; Hypocreales; Nectriaceae. The transcript has 3 exons. Bases 1 to 1002 code for a protein of 333 amino acids.